UAACGAUCUGAAAAAAACCGGCACAAGAGUAGGCAGCCUGUGCCUGGGACUGUUGCACGGAGCUUGGGGGUGGAGUCCAAGAAUUGAGCAGGAGCUUUCUAAAGAAAUAUUAGGGCAUGAUGUAGCUGGGCAGGCGGCAGGAGAGGCACAAAACAUAUCCUGCCUGCAUCUGGACAUUAGGAGAACAAAAUGUCUGGAAGAUUGUGGUGCAAAGCCACUUUUGCUGGCUACAAGCGAGGCCUUCGUAACCAGAGGGAGCGCACAGCUCUUCUUAAAGUUGAAGGAGUCUAUGCUCGAGAUGAAACCGAAUUCUAUUUGGGAAAAAGAUGUGCCUACGUGUACAAAGCAAAAAAUAACACAGUGACUCCUGGUGGAAAGCCCAACAGAACUCGUGUGAUCUGGGGAAAGGUGACCAGAGCUCAUGGAAACAGUGGAAUGGUCCGUGCUAAGUUCCGCUCUAACCUCCCAGCUAAAGCCAUUGGGCACAGAAUCCGUGUGAUGCUUUACCCAUCAAGGAUCUAAAUGUUAA
Xenopus laevis (African clawed frog) is the source of this 529-nucleotide messenger RNA. RefSeq names its product 60S ribosomal protein L35a-like. The coding region runs from base 190 to 522 and encodes 110 amino acids. The record is from RefSeq and is a predicted model, not a curated record. The transcript is spliced from 5 exons. Lineage: Eukaryota; Metazoa; Chordata; Amphibia; Anura; Pipidae.